Monosiga brevicollis MX1 is the source of this 3566-nucleotide messenger RNA. RefSeq lists its product as uncharacterized. The transcript is spliced from 6 exons. Gene Ontology annotation, biological process: intracellular calcium ion homeostasis. Gene Ontology annotation, molecular function: ATP hydrolysis activity; ATP binding; P-type calcium transporter activity. The coding region runs from base 1 to 3465 and encodes 1154 amino acids. The record is from RefSeq and is a predicted model, not a curated record. Gene Ontology annotation, cellular component: membrane; intracellular membrane-bounded organelle. Lineage: Eukaryota; Choanoflagellata; Craspedida; Salpingoecidae.
AUGGGCGCCUCCAAAAUUCCCGUCAAGGACCUAUAUGGUAUGGUUGACCCCAAAAGCGCCGAAAAAUUGGCUGAGCUUGGUGGGCUCGAUGCUAUUGCCAAGAAACUUGAUUCCAACACCGAACGCGGCCUUUCUGCCGAUAAAGUCGAUGAGAAUCGCGCCAUCUACGGGAUCAACAAGCUGCCCGACGUCAAGUUUCGUUCCUUCAUCAUGCUAGUCUGGGAUGCUCUUCACGACCGAACCCUCAUCAUGCUCAUCAUUGCUGCCUGCAUUUCUCUGGCCGUCGGCAUGUCGACCGAAGGACCCGAACUGGGUUGGAAAGAUGGCGUGGCCGUUCUCGUGGCCGUCGUCCUCGUCGUCUGCAUCAACAGCGGCAAUGACUAUCAAAAAGAAAAACAGUUCCGAGCCCUCAACGAAGCCAAAAACGACCAUCCCGUCUCUGUUGUCCGCGAUGGCCGUACGCAACGCAUCUCCAUCUACGACAUUGUGGUCGGCGAUAUUGUUGUCCUACAGACUGGUGAUAUCAUUCCCGCAGACGGCGUCUUUGUUUCCGGCGAGGGUGUCGAGGCGGAUGAAUCAUCUGCCACGGGUGAGUCUGGCAACGUGAAGAAGAACGCCGACAGAGAGCCCAUCUUCCUCUCUGGUACCCAGAUCGCAGCCGGCAACGCCAAAAUGCUUGCCAUUUGUGUCGGUGAGCAAUCCUUCUACGGCCAGGUCAUGCUGGCCCUCCGAACCCCUGAUGAAGACACUCCCCUCCAGGAAAAGCUCUCCAGGCUAGCCGACGCCAUUGGUAACUUUGGUAUCAUCGCUGCCGUUUUCAUCUUUGUCAUUCAAAUGAUCAAGUACUUUGCCAUCAACGGCAGUGAUCUCGACGGCGAUGAGACCGGCAACAACGUCGUUGGUUUCUUGGUCAUUGCCAUCUCCAUUGUCGUCGUGGCCGUGCCUGAGGGCCUACCCCUGGCCGUCACCAUUGCACUCGGUUAUAGCAGCCAGCACAUGAUGCGCGACCAUAACUUAGUCCGCCAUCUCGAGGCCUGUGAGACCAUGGGUGGGGCGACCACCAUUUGCUCCGAUAAAACCGGCACUCUCACUCAAAACAAGAUGGCCGUUGUCCAAGGCAUGGCCCUAGACAAGACCUUUGAGCAGGACCGUAAAGGCCAGCCGAGCGGUGCUGGGCGUGCGGAGCCCUGGCCCGUCGACAAGCAAGGGCAAAGCCAGAGCCUGUCCACGGAUGCUAUCAAGAUGUUCCUCGAUGCCCUCGCCCUCAACAGCACGGCCUAUCGCAGUGAGAACAAUGAGGGCGAGAUCACCUUUGUUGGCAGCAAGACCGAGACUGCCCUGCUUGAGUUUGCGGAGCUGUAUGGCUGCGACUUUGAGCUGCGCCGUUCUGCGGUGGAUAUCGCCAAGUCAUUCCCUUUCAGUUCUGACAUGAAGCGCAUGAGCGUUGUGGUCAAGCAGUCCUUCCUUGAGGGAAAUGAGCAGCUGACCUUCCACACCAAAGGUGCCGCUGAGGUGGUGCUGAAGAUGUGCGAUCGUUACAUCACCCCUGAAGGCAAGAUUGAGACCAUGUCGGACGAUAAACGCCAGGAGUACGAGAAACUCUUGGCCAACCUCAACGAGCAAGCCCUGCGUGCCAUCUGCAUUGCAGCCCGUGGCGUGGACAGUGCCGACAAAGACAUCACGCUUGACGACAAGCCAAACCUCGUGUGCAUGGCCAUUGCCGGCAUUCAGGAUCCGCUUCGGCCCGAGGUGCGCGAUGCAGUGCGUCGUUGUCAAGAAGCUGGCGUCGUGGUCCGCAUGGUCACUGGCGAUGCGCUGGCCAUUGCCAAGUCCAUUGGCAAGGACUGCGGUCUGUUUGACGAGACCAAGGAUCAUGUCUGCCUGGAGGGCCCCAAAUUCCGAGAGAUGACUCCCGCCCAGAUUCAGGAGAUUUUACCCAAACUUCGCAUUCUGGCCCGAUCCUCACCCACGGAUAAGUUCAAGCUGGUCAGCGCCUUGCAGGAGCGGCGAGAGGUUGUGGCCGUGACGGGCGACGGCGUCAAUGACGGCCCGGCUCUCAAGAAGGCCGAUGUAGGGUUCUCCAUGGGGCUUACGGGUACCGAUGCAGCCAAGGAAGCCUCGGCCAUUGUGCUCAUGGAUGACAACUUUGCCAGCAUCGUCAACGCCAUCAAGUGGGGACGUGGCAUUUUUGAUAACAUCCGCAAGUUUUUGCAGUUCCAGCUCACCGUCAACUUUGUGGCCAUCAUCAUCGUCUUUGUCUCGAUCAUGGCUGACCCAGAGGGUCGCGUUGACAGUGCUGCCGUCAAGCCCGUCCAAUUGCUCUGGAUCAACAUCAUCAUGGAUUCCUUUGCGGCCCUGGCCCUGGCCACGGAGCUACCCACUGUGGAGCUGCUCAAGUUCAAGCCCUAUGAUCGCAACGAACCCCUCUUCACUCGCUUUGUCCAACGCCGCAUGUGCUUCCAGAUUGUGAUGCAGUCGAUCACGCUGCUCACCAUCUUGUUUGCUGGUGCGCGUUGGUUCGACUCGAUGAAAGAGCCGGGUAACACAGAGAAGACCCAGUUUAGUCGCCAGCACUACACCAUUGUGUUCAACACCUUUGUCUUCUCAUCCCUCUUCAAUCAGCUCAACUGUCGCAAACUGCGGGGUGAACUGAAUGUCUUUGCAGGCUUAACCCGCCAUGUCGUUUUUGUGGUGGUGUGGAUCAUCAGUGUCAUCAUUCAAAUCCUGAUUGUCGAGUUUGGCGGUGACUUUGUCGAGGUCUCGCGCUUGGAGCCCCACCAGUGGGGCGGUUGCAUCGUUGCAGCGGCGUUUGUCUUUGUGUGGUCUACCAUCUUCAAUCUUCUGCCAAAGUCCAUCACGACUGGAGAUUGGCCCUGGUGGACCAGUGUGCUCGAUGCGGUGGCCCGUUGUCUACCAUGCCUCAAGUCGUGCCAUAACCCAGACAAGCACGAUGAGCAGAACUAUGUGUCUGACGAUCAAGACAGCCAAGGACAGGACACAGAGCCAGUCCAGGCCCAUGACCUGGAUGCACCAGCUGCUGCUGCUACCGGGCAUCAAGGGUCAAACGAUGCAGCACUCAAGUCCCAGAGCGAGGCGGCGCCUUCUUCUACAAAUGGAGGUCGUCGUGGGUCGGAGCACGACCAACUCUUGUCAUCCUCCACACAGGCUGCAGCAAGCUCAGGGGCACAUGCCAUGCACCCUGCUGCCUUGCGUCUCCUGUCACCAGACGGCCGUUCCUCCAGUCUCUCGCAUGUGGAGGUAGAUAUCAAGCCCGACGCUAGCCCUCAGUUGCGGCGUGCACUCACGCUGCAAUCGGAGCGCAUGUCUCUCGACGCCGAGGCUCGCGCUCGACACCGUUGGCAACAGGCCGUGCAGGAUAUGCUUUCCGUCGCCACCGUCGAUGAGGUGGACGUUUCUCUUUUGUACAUUUUCCCCUCUCGUGCCUGUCUGCACGCCCUGCCCUGACUUGUCCUUUACCCCGUGCCACCCGAUUUCCAGUGUCCUGCCCCACUCUGUCCUUUUGUGUAGACAUGUUAUUUGCUGGUCACAUUCUUCUUGUGUCGUUU